AUAUAUAUAUUUAUGGACUUUUGAUAUUGCAUCUGAUUGACUUUUGCUGGUUAUACGCAGCGCUAGGAGAUGGAGCAAACAUCAUUUUGGAUCCAAUAUUUAUCUUCGUAUUCCGUAUGGGUGUUAGUGGUGCAGCUAUUGCGCAUGUUAUUUCCCAGUACUUAAUCUCCCUUGUACUCUUGUGGAGAUUAAUGGGACAAGUUGAUCUCUUACCCCCAAGUAUCAAAGAUCUACAAUUUAGUCGGUUUCUUAAAAAUGGGCUUCUGUUAUUGAUGAGGGUAAUAGCUGCAACAUUCUGUGUGACUCUGGCAGCUUCCAUGGCUGCAAGGCUGGGAUCAACAUCCAUGGCUGCAUUUCAGAUUUGCUUGCAGGUUUGGCUGGCAGCCUCUUUGCUUGCCGACGGGUUAGCUGUUGCUGGGCAAGCUAUUCUUGCAAGUGCAUUUGCAAGAAAGGAUCUUGACAAGGCCACAGCAACUGCAUCUCGCGUGUUGCAGUUGGGUUUGGCUUUGGGCCUAGUUCUUUCUGUCGUUGUUGCUGUUAUAUUACAAUUUGGAUCAAGAUUAUUUACUGAUGACCCCGAUGUUCUGCAAAUGUUAAGUUUAGGCAUCCCGUUUGUUGCAGGGACCCAAUCCAUUAAUGCUUUGGCAUUUGUUUUUGAUGGAGUCAACUUUGGAGCAUCUGAUUUUGUUUAUUCUGCCUACUCCAUGGUUUUGGUCUCAGUUGUGAGCACACUUUGCUUGUUUUUACUGUCUGCAAGUUUUGGUUUUGUUGGUACAUGGAUCGCUUUAUCCAUGUUCAUGAGUUUGCGUGCAUUUGCUGGCUUUUGGAGGAUAGGGACUGGAACAGGUCCUUGGAGCUUUCUCAGAUUAUGAUUGCUGCCUACAGAUGUUGACUGGAUAAUUGAGUAUACUUUAAAUGUUGGGUCACAUCCAUGAUCCAUUUAGUGGAUUUGGUGACCAAAAAUACCUAAAAAAUAGGGUAAUGGCAAACUUAUAAUAAUAGGGUUGGUGCUCAUCAAAAUGAGUUUUUAAAGAGUAAUGCUAGGCUUCAGGAAAAUAUUUCAGGAAACGCUUCAGGAAAAUGGAGGAGGAGGAGGAGGGGAGGAGGAGUAGGAACUGGAGGGGGCCAUCAAAAUGGAAGGAGGCGGAGGCGGGAUUGGGCAGAGGCGGAGGCGUGCGACGGCAGGGCUGGGCAGACGACCGGGGCGGGGUUGGGCAGACGACCGGGCCUGGGUAGACGACUGACGGCGGCUGCGACGAUCGGCCGACGGCGGAAGUGGAAGCGCCGAGCCCUUCUAGUUCCUCCUCCUCCUCCUCCUCCUCCUCUAUUUUCCUGAAGUUUUUCCUGAAGCCUAACAUUUUUGGUUUUUAAAGGGUGUUUGUUUGUGUUGUAAUUUUAUCGGAUGUGAUGCUCAAAUUUGAAUCUGAUAUUGUGUCCCGUCAGUGGGUACAAUUUUCAAUUGUGGGCCUAUCAAGCCCUUUUGUUUUUAGGUAAUUGUGUUUAGAUUAUGCAUGAAAAAGAUUAAAUUGAUCUAGGUAAAGAAAAAAUAUAAUGAAAAAAAAGUACAAUGAGAGAGUUUAAGAAAAAGGGCAGGACACACGAGCUUCAAAAAUGAAAGAAUAUGAUAAUCCAAAUAUGCCACAUAUCAUGGAUCCAAAAAAAAAAAAAA
Messenger RNA from Camellia sinensis, 1669 nucleotides. The record is from RefSeq and is a predicted model, not a curated record. NCBI's taxonomy places the organism in Eukaryota, Viridiplantae, Streptophyta, Magnoliopsida, Ericales, Theaceae.